Molecule: messenger RNA, 2951 nt
Organism: Rhincodon typus (whale shark)
Lineage: Eukaryota; Metazoa; Chordata; Chondrichthyes; Orectolobiformes; Rhincodontidae
Product: membrane-spanning 4-domains subfamily A member 4A-like
Exons: 7
Coding region: 331-1032 (233 amino acids)
Cellular component (GO): membrane
Source: RefSeq, a predicted model, not a curated record
GCCUGCUGUGUUCAUCCAGCCCUGCACCUUGUUAUCUCUUGAAGUUAAGCUUCCUGUCCAGUACAUUCACUGGAAGCUAAUCUUGGCAACGUCCUUCCCUUCAGUACACUCCUCCUACUGCACGCCCUGUAGUUUCUGUCGUCAGCGAACUGUUGCAGAAAAACACGACCCUGCUGAAUUUUUUGUUCGAAAACAAUCGGGCUGGAUCUCGAUACCGUGCAACUCAAGCGAAGUAAAACACAGCAAAGUCAUUGAAAGCAGACGAUCGGCUCGCUCAAGUGCUGUUUUCCCACUAUCACGAUCGACGCAAGAAGCAAGACAAUUGUGAAAAUGGCUGACUUGCUGAAGAAUAUUGGACAUACUCUUACACCAAACCAACUCCCACGGUCACAGGUGCUACCCAGUGGUCCUGAAUUGGUGCAAUAUGUGGAAAAUGGUCCUUUGAACCAAACAAUAGCGAAAAUGCUUACUCAGAAUAGUGCUGGAGUACAGGAAAUGCUCAAAGGAAAGUUCAAGUUCCUGGGUGCAACAGAGAUCGUGACUGGUAUAAUCUCCAUAAUCAUUGGAAUAGUGAAAAUGUGCAUUGAUUCAAGUCGAAAUCGCUACUUUGAAUUUUCCCUAGUAAUUGGGACACCCUGGUGGACUGGAGUUCUAUUUGUUAUUGCAGGGUCACUUGCUUUGGCUGUUGAAAAAGCACCAACUCUACCUAUGAUCAGAGGUUGUAUAUCAGCUCACGUCAUCAGUGCCAUUUCCUGCUUACCAGCUACAAUAAUAUAUGCUAUAAGCAUUGCAAUUCAACCAAAUUGUUUUUAUUCAGAUUCCUGUUCAAAUUAUAAGGGAACAAUUUCAUGUUUUGCCAUACUUCUUCUAUUGACACUGCUUAAUGCAGCAAUAUCUAUUGCAGUUUCAAGCUUCAACUGCAAAGCUCUGAACUGUUGUGGCACAGCAUCAGUGCCAAUUAUUGUGGUGUACAACAACACAUCAGAACAACUGGUUCCGUCACAGCCGUUAUAUGCGAACACUCCUCCCUAAAAUGUGACAGCAAUGAAAAAUAUGUAUGCUGAAUAAGGAAGUGUUUCUUUUGAAGUUCUGAUUAGCACAAAUUAUUUCAUCUAAUUGAGCUUGGUGCAACAUUAUUCAAAUACAUGUAAUUAUGCACAAUUAUGUUCAUUUUGUUCUUGGGCUACACUUGAUUUCACGAAGGCCUCAUGUCUUGUUCAUAUUCUUGUUUGGUUUCAAAAGCAUGAAGGGUCAACUACUUACAGUGGAUGACAGUUCAGAUAGGCCAUGUAAUGUGUGCAGUGGACAGGUGAGAGAAGUGGGCAGGCUUCCGACAAUAUAAGAAAUUGGUAAACAGAUUCUAUUGUUCCAACCACCCGACAUUUAAUAGCAAUUUAUUUUUGGUAGACAAAUUCCAUUCAAUUUUAUGACUUGCUGUGAUUUCUGGACCAUGCCAAUGUAUUAUUUAUAUAAAUACUUGGUUUUCUCUUUGGCUGAUAAUCAUGCAACCUUCCAUUUCUCGGAAAUAGCAAAAACUGCAGAUGCUGGAGGCAGAGUCAAUACAGUGGAGAAGAUGGAUAGUUUGUGUCAGGUUGUAAGUUCCAGAGGCAUCUGUGCUCUGUACGCUAUAAUCAACAGUAUUUCCGGUUGCCAACCAUUUUAACUACCUCUCCACUCCCUUGGUGACAUGUCUAUCCUGGGCCUCCUCCAGUGCCCUAAUGAUGCCACACGUAAACUGGAGAAACAACACCUCAUAUUCUGCCUCUGGAGCUUACAGCCUGAUGGCCUCAACAUAAAAUUCAGCAGCUUCAAGAUCUCCUCACCCCUGGCCUCAUACCAUGUUCAUCCCUCCCUCUCAUCCCUGCCUCCUUGACCUGACACAACCUGUCCAUCUUCUUUCUCAUCUAUCUGCCCAACCCUUCCAAUGACCUAUCUCCACCUGCCUCCACCUAUCACCAUUACACCUACCUUCCCCCAGCCUCAACCGUUGCCUUCUAUUUAUUUCCGAGCUCCCUUCCCUCUCCCCAGUCCUGAUGAAGUGUGUAAACCCGAAAUGUUGACUUUCCUGCUCCUCUGAUGCUACCUGACCUGCUGUGUUCCUCCAGCUCCACACUGUAUUAACCCUCCAUUUCUUGUAGACUAGCUCUUCAGAGUGGAACACACAUUUUACAUAUCCACAUGCAUUGAAAAACAACAUGAAACUGUUUAUUCACUUGCAGACAAACGUCUGUCAAAAGUCAGAACCCAUAGCACAGUGCUAGUCAAACACAUCAACAAAUAGUAGACUGUUACUCAACCAUAAAAUGUAAAAUAUAACAGUAUCCAAUAACAAAUCUCCAAAAGCCUGGAGAGGAAUGUUGCGUAAAUAUAUGAAUAACUCGUUCCAUCGAAUAAAGUUACUCACAAUAAUUAAUUCAAAAAUUGCAAUAGAGACACAUUAACCAACAGUACAGAAUAAAGUAACCCAAAACAUAUUAAAUAAUAAUACCCAAUAAGUGAACUGAAGAUGUCAAUAAAAAUCAACUUUGCAUUUCAUAAAUAGUACACAAAAUCAUUUGAACAUGUUAAUAAAUAGCACAUAAAACUAAUAAACAAAGAGGAAAAAUAGACACUGGUAUCUCAUAAUUUCAUCAAUAAUGACAUUGCUGUUGGACUAGUUCAACCCCAAGGUUAUUUUACUUGGCUGUAUUUCAGUGGAUUUGUUAACUUGAGAUUUACCAAGCUCCCUGAUGUAUUUCAACUUGGCAGACUAUAAUAUUGUCGUCCUGAGCAGAAAAUAAUGUAAACAGAAAAUGAUAAAGGAAGGGUGUUUAGAAAUUAAUGCUGUUUUACAAUCAAGUCCAAUCAUAUGUAAUGGAGGAGAUUCCUCUCCAAAUUAUGCUUCUAUGAGAUAGAUAGCCUGAACUUUCUGAUGUUGCUGUAUUGUUCAAUAAAUGUGCACAAAGAUAAAA